Xyrichtys novacula (pearly razorfish) is the source of this 2620-nucleotide messenger RNA. The record is from the annotation of a GenBank genome assembly. NCBI's taxonomy places the organism in Eukaryota, Metazoa, Chordata, Actinopteri, Labriformes, Labridae.
AUGGGCUUCGGUGACCUGAAAUCCCCCUCCGGACUCAAAGUCUUGAAUGAGUUUUUGGCGGAGCGCAGCUACAUUGAGGGGUGAGUCGGUUAUUGACCGUGUUGACCGAAUUAACGGCGCGAAAGUCGGUUACACUGAAUCUCCGGCCUGUGGAGAGAAACUGGCAGCCGCCAUCUUGGCUCCGUGCUGAGCUAACUGGUGUUAGCAAAGACGUUACAAGUAGAAAUGAAUCCAUAAAGCCAAAAACUAAGCGUAUAUCAGUCUGUAAAGCUGUAAACGGAUACUUGGCUGCUUCAGAUGUGCUUCUUAAGGUUUAUUAUUCUUUUCAAGUUUAUUGUGAGCAGGUUGUGGGAAGUCACGUGGUGCUGGUGUGCUAACUUUGACCAUGUGGCAAUUGAAAGUCUGAGUGAUCAAAAUUAAAACUAACUUCUUUUCUUAAAAAAAAUCAGUCUCAUUUAGCUGCAGUAGGAUUUACGAAUUAAACACUUUUUUUUUAAAUAAUAUUUUAUUAGCAGAUGAGGGCUUUGAGUGUGAAACAUUGAUAAUCAAUGAUUGUUCCUUAAACUAAGUUUGAGUAUUUUGUCAUUUUAACUAAUUUUCCUUGGGUUUCUCAGAAAUUAAACAAUAAAACUGUUAAAAAGUAUAAAUAUUUCAGAGCUGCCAAGCGUCACACUUUGAGUGUCACAGUCACGCAAUUUGACCCAUUCUCACGCCACAUGCCACACUUGACAUUUCUCACGCUUAUUUUUCAAUAUUCAAUACUCUAUAUUUAUAUUUUUCAUAAUAAUAAACUUGGCUUGCUGUAGUUCGAGUAACUCUGAUUGACUGACCAAGAUAACCAAUCCAUCAGCCCUUUGUGCCUAAUGCUGAGCUGAAAAUGAUGCCACACCUGAGUUUUCAGGUCGGUCAAAAGCAAAAUUGGAGGCCUGAAACAAGACGGCUCCAUCUACUAAAGGAAUUAUAGCGCUUGCCUUAUAUUCGGACAAGGCAUGCGCUAAAAUAACUUUAACUUUAACUUGGCAGCCCUGAUAUUUUAUUCAAACAAAAUGAACGCUAUCAUUCAACUAACAACCAGGGAUGCAGCUCACACCUGUCAUCCCCACCACCACUACCAGGUACACUGUUGUUAAUUUUCAGGUGUUUCCUCUCUACAGGUAUGUCCCCUCCCAGGCUGAUGUUGCAGUCUUCGAUGCGAUCUCAUCGCCGCCUUCAUCCGACCUGUGCCAUGCUCUCCGCUGGUACAACCACAUCAAGUCGUACCAGAGCCAGAAGAGCAGGUGAGGCUGAGGAUGUCAGCAGGGCGCAAGCGUACAGGUCUGUGACAUCAGUCGUGUAAGCCCCGCCUCUUUCUGCGUUCAGUCUUCCAGGUGUGAAGAAGCCUCUGGGUCAGUACGGCCCAGCAGGUGUGGCAGACGCCACCUCCCGCCCCGCUCCCGCCUCAAAAGAUGAUGAUGACGACGAUGACGACAUGGACCUGUUCGGCUCAGACGAUGAGGUGAUGUCACAGUGAUGUCGUCAUUUUUGUGUGACCUCCCCCUCCAUUGGCUGAGUGUUAAUCUGUCCCUUAUUCUUGUCUGGUAGGAAGACGAGGAGGCGGCAAGACUGAAGGAGGAGCGCCUGGCAGAGUAUGCUGCAAAAAAAGCAAAGAGUACGUUUGAUCACAUGACCUCACUUGAAAGCGAUUCGAUAACUACUCUGUUAUGUUGGUUAUGAGCAUCCUGAUUGGCCGACUCUUCAUGAUGAUCAACCAAUCACCAUCUUUCGGCUGACUGCCUGAUGGACACCUUUUUGAUUUACCUGAGAGAGUCUUCGACCUUAAAUUGGACAUAUCUGAGUAAGCAGUGGUAUCCUCGGUAACUGACUCCACCCUCUUUCUUUAGAGCCCGCCCUCAUCGCCAAGUCGUCAAUCCUGUUGGACGUGAAGCCGUGGGACGAUGAGACGGACAUGGGGAAACUGGAGGAGUGUGUCCGUAGUAUUCAGAUGGAUGGGCUUGUGUGGGGACAGUGUAAGAAUACUUCAGAGUGCUACAUAAAUACUAAAAAUAAUAAAACCGAUUAUUGGUCAUCAAAAUUGAGUAGUGAGGUGAGAUUCUGCAGAUUUAAUGAUGAUCCUCAAAUCACCAUCUUUCGGCUGAAGAAGAGAUGACACUUUUUGAUCUGAAACUGCAGAUUUACUCUAAAUAAAUGUAGUAAAAUUAGAUUUAUUAAUCCGUUUAGCUUGGUACUGAACACCAUUCACAGGCAAUCAAGAUUUAGUUUUAGUAUUUUAAGGAGUCCAAACAUAAUCCAACCUUCUACUUGUUUAUGGUACCUUUACACAAUAUAGCGUGAUUUAAUCUUGACUAAUCAGAGUUUCUGAUUUGUCUUUCUGCAGCCAAGCUCGUCCCGGUCGGUUACGGCAUCAAGAAACUCCAGAUCGGCUGUGUGGUAGAAGACGACAAGGUGAGAACCUUCAGAUCCUUCACCUGUAGCACCUUCUGUUACCUGUUGGAUCACACUGACCUCAUGUGUGUUUUGUUACCUGUGUGUAAAGGUGGGCACAGACAUCCUGGAGGAGCAAAUCACAGCCUUUGAGGACUUCGUCCAGUCGAUGGACGUCGCUGCUUUCAACAAGAUCUGA